Molecule: messenger RNA, 1523 nt
Organism: Argentina anserina (silverweed cinquefoil)
Lineage: Eukaryota; Viridiplantae; Streptophyta; Magnoliopsida; Rosales; Rosaceae
Product: PHAF1 protein At3g51130
Exons: 15
Coding region: 113-1321 (402 amino acids)
Source: RefSeq, a predicted model, not a curated record
GUGGCGUUUCAUUCCCGAAACUAACGGACUCUAUCAUCAUCAUCAUCAUCAUCAUCAUCGUCUUCAUCUCUUUCUUCUUCCCUAAUUCUUAAACCGACCUCCCCCAAACACUAUGAUGCAGAGGCCACAUCGACGCUGCGAGGGCACCGCCAUGGGCGCCAUCGUCCUCGAUCUUCGUCCCGGCUUCGGAAUCGGUCCUUUCUCCCUCGGAAUGCCGAUAUGCGAAGCGUUUGCGCAGAUAGAGCAGCAGCCUACCAUCUAUGACGUUGUGCAUGUCAAGUAUUAUGAUGAGGAGCCUCUGAAGUUGGACAUUGUUAUCAGCUUUCCUGAUCAUGGUUUCCAUCUGCGAUUCGAUCCUUGGUCACAGAGGCUCCGUCUUGUUGAAAUCUUUGACAUAAAGCGGCUUCAGAUGCGAUAUCACACAUCUUUGAUUGGGGGGCCAUCCACUCUGGCAACUUUUGUUGCUGUAUACGCCCUGUUUGGGCCAACAUUUCCUGGAAUUUAUGAUAAAGAUAGAGGUGUUUACAAUCUGUUUUACCCAGGGCUUUCCUUUGCUUUUCCAAUCCCGGGCCAGUAUACAGAUUGCGUUCAUGAUAGAGAAGCUGAACUACCUCUAGAGUUCCCCGAUGGAACAACACCAGUUACUUGCCGUGUAUCCAUAUACGAUAGCUCUACUGAUAAAAAAGUUGGUGUUGGAUCCUUGAUGGAUAAGGCUUCCGUUCCUCCAUUACCUAUUGACAGCGUCUAUAUGGAAGAGGUGCAUGUCAAGCUAGCAGAGGAACUGCACUUCUCUGUUAGGGGCCAAAACAUUCCUUUUGGUGCAUCACCUCAGGAUGUUUGGACUGAAUUGGGUCGUCCUUGUGGCAUACAUCAAAAGCAGGUAGACCAAAUGGUUAUUCAUUCUGGCUCAGAUCCUCGCCCACGGACAACACUGUGUGGUGAUUACUUCUACAAUUACUUUAUGCGUGGUUUGGACAUUUUGUUUGAUGGACAGACUCACAAAGUCAAGAAGUUUGUUCUGCAUACAAACUAUCCUGGUCAUGCUGAUUUCAAUUCGUAUAUAAAGUGCAACUUUGUCAUCUUUGCUUCAGAGUUUGGGGGGUCUUUUCAGGAGGUAAAUAACUGCAAACAUAGGAUUACACCAAGCACAAAGUGGGAACAUGUGAAGGAAAUUCUUGGGGACUGUGGGCGAGCUGCCAUCCAGACACAAGGUUCUACAAGCAAUCCGUUUGGAUCCACUUUUGUAUAUGGUUAUCAAAACAUUGCAUUUGAGGUGAUGAAGAACGGUUAUAUUGCAACAGUGACGCUCUUUCAGUCAUGAUGGUGAUACAUUGUGUGUUGGGAUGAUGAUGGUGGAUGGAAGUGGCUUGGAAUUUACAUAGUUUCUGAAAUCAUCAGCCACUCUUUCUAGACAUGCUAGGGAGUGUCAAUAAAUGUACAGUUAUGUAGUUACUUGUACAGUUUAAUCCGUACUACCGACCUUGUAGUUUCUGUAAAUGUUAAUGGAAGUUUGUUUACUAUAA